AUGGGAGUACAUAGACGGAAUUCGGGAUUUCAGAUGGCGAGUCGGGGUUGUGAAAAUGGAUUGGGAAUUCUCCUGCUAUUCUUAGUGGAUUUACUCGGGAUCACGGCGACCAACAUGGAGCCCAUCUACUGGAAUUCCGUGAACAAAAGGUUUAGUGAUGACAAGGGCUAUGUCCUCUACCCUCAAAUCGGGGAUCGCCUGGACCUCAUUUGCCCCGCGUCUGAGCCGCCCGGUCCCCGUUCCCCUGCCGAAUACGAGUACUAUAAACUGUACCUGGUGUCAUCACGGGAACAGGCCGACAGGUGUGAAGUCACCGGAGCCCCCAACCUGCUUCUCACCUGCGAUAAGCCCAACAGUGAUAUGCGUUUCACCAUCAAGUUUCAGGAGUACUCGCCCAACCUGUGGGGUCACGAAUUUAAAACCAAUCAGGACUACUUCAUCAUCGCUACAUCAGAUGGGACGCGUCAGGGGCUGGAGAGCAUGAGAGGAGGAGUUUGUGCUACACAGGGCAUGAAGGUGGUGCUGAAAGUGGGACAGAGUCCAUAUGGUCUGCCAGCCAAAUCUCCCAAACCUGACCCUGCGGACCGUAUCAACAACCCAAAUCCAGGUGCUGGAAACAAAACGCAUCCCAGAAUUCCCCCUAGAAGUCCUGGUGGAGAAAACGGCCCUCUUCCCCCCUCCAACAUCGCAGUUAUCGCAGGUGCAGCAGGCGGUUCAGCUUUCCUGCUGCUCGUAACUGCCGUGAUCUGCGUAGUGUGCUACCGACGACGACACGCCAAGCAUUCCGAAUCACACCACCCUCCCCUCUCCCUCUCCUCCCUGACCUCGCCUAAACGGGGCUGCGUCGGGGGCGUAGGAGGCGGCAACAACAAUGGCUCGGAGCCUAGCGACAUCAUCAUCCCUCUGCGGACUUCUGACUCCGCCUACUGCCCACACUAUGAGAAAGUGAGCGGGGAUUACGGCCAUCCGGUCUACAUCGUACAGGAAAUGCCCCCUCAGAGUCCCGCCAAUAUCUACUAUAAAGUAUGAGAAACUGGAGACAACCUUACCGACAACAUCUGCUAAGACCACACCCACCUUAAUAAACAACGACCUAAAUCCCGCCCUCACAGUCUGCACCCCUAUAGAUCAGAUCCUUUUACCUUAACACGCAUUUCUCCGACACACUGACCGCCCGUGGUCGAGUGUGUCUGUGUGUGUGUGUUACAAUUCUUCGCAAACUCUCCCCAACUUCGGCCUUUUGUUGGAGAGAGAAUGUCCUGAUGUGAGGGCCUCCCUCUCUCUGACGUCCCACAUGGGGGAAAAAUUCUUAAAGCUAGAGAAGACUCCUGGAGUGAUUCAGCCAAGUGAAAACUCCUUUUUUGGGGGGGCUUUAUGGAGCACAAGCAUCAAAACUUUUUCUGAUGUACUUCCAAAAACUGAGACUAUAAACACAGAAAAAGAAAACUCAACCAGUCCAAACCUACAAAGACAACUUUGACUUUGAAUGCUACAUUUACUCACAAAUAGCAGUCUAGUUUGUGUUAAACUCCUUCGAAAGGGGGAGGGGCCAUUGAUUCAGCCAGUAGUCACACAGGGCUGCAGUCAUGUGAUCUAGGACCCAUGUGUUUGAUUGGUGGAGUUGUAGUGGCGUGGAGAAUCUUGUAUAUUUUAAUAACGUGUGUAUUUUGUGAGUGUGUAGGAUAAAUAUUCCGGCACUGCUGUUGCACGUUGCGACUGGUGUGCUUCAGUACAACUCGCGAGUGUUUUUGUGCGUGAAUGAGUGUGUGUUUGAGUAAACGUGUUAGCGUGAGCAUGGGCGCGUGUGUUUGUUAGACUGUUUUAAAACCAAAAUACAAAAAUAUGAGCGAACAUCACAAAAGGUUUUUUAUCGCUUUCAACACAAUAGAUUAUAAUUAUAUAUGAAUACUCAGUAAAAUAAUUUUUAGAUUUCCUUUUUAUGUAAUGUUACAGUUUGCUAGGCCUAAUUUUUUCCCCCUGUUUUUUAUGACAUGCUGACCUUGUUUCUCUCCAUUUUUGAGUUGUAAAUUAAUUUAAUGCUUUCAUUCUGUUGCGGAAACGGAGUUUGUCUGGUUCCCCCUCAUUUUCCUCUUUCCCAGGAGGAAAAAUGUCAUUCCUACACAUAUAUUUUUAUUACUCCUUGUACUCUGAUGUAGUUUUGAAGCUAGACCUCGUUUGUGAAUGUGUUGAGGUAGAACAAUCCGAGAAGGUUUUUUUUUAUUAUUAUUUUUAAAGACGCUGGGGAAAAAAGGGGGAAAAAACAGAAAGGAGGGAAGAAUAGGAUGAGGGUGAAAUAAAAAGAAAAAAUGCGAACACGGCCUGUCGUGAAAGCAAACGCACGAGUAAGGAAACUUCUAGUAAAACUGUGAAACUAUGGAAGAAUGACACAGUAAAAGAAAAAAAAUAGGGGAGAGGGAGGUGGGGGGAGAAAAGUAAAGUCAAAAGCUGAUUGAAGGAGAAGAGAGACAGAGUGAGAGAGAGGGAUGGAAAGGUUUUUAAUAAACUCGUCUGAAGCUGUGGAAGACGCAGAUUUGGGCCCAAUGGUCUUCUGAGGUACAAAGAGACAGAUGAGGGGAAGAAAGAAACUCAUUCUCUCAGAUGGACAACAGGAUAGAUGGACACAGAAUUACUUUUUUCCAGACACACAGUGCUCUUUUUUGUUCACAUGAAGUGAAGUGGAAAUAUUUCUAGACUCAUUUCAAAUUCUUGAGUAUGGGACACAUCUCAAUUAAGUAGACAUGUUCACACACACACACACACACACGGAGAACGACUUGAUGGCCAUGGCACAAAGAAAAUCUCUUUUGGAGAUUUUCAUCUCACACACACAUGAACAGCUCCAAAACACAAUCAAAAGCCAUUCUGAUUGGGCAUAUAUGCUGUUUACCUCAACAAAUGCCAUGAUUAGCGUUGUUCUUUCACAUUCUCUCUCUCUCUCUCUCUCUCCCUCUAUCUAUCUCUUUCUCUCUUACACACACACACACACACUCACACAUACACACAUUCAAUCAUGCAGCCUUGUAACUAGCUUUGUGUGUGUGUGUCUCUCUUUUAGUGCCAAUGAAAAUCUCUCUUUUCUGCCUGAAGUAUACUCUACGCAAGUAUGUGAGCGUAAACGCUUGUGUUAGAACAGUUGCAUUCUCAGGACAUAUUAACAUAAACUUAAAUCUUGUAUGGUCAGUUUUCUCUGACAUGGCGGAUCAACAGUUUGGGAAAGAAUCUUAGAAAGCUAGUUAGCUGCUGUUAGUCAAUGGCUGAAUUUGGAGUAGGAUACUACUCUUAAAAUGUCUGUCAUAUAGUAUGUGCUAUUUCUAACUUAUGCUGUUUUGAAACGUUAGCUAAAGCACCCGGCAUACUAAUAAACUAGUAUACUAUUACGAAUACAGCCUUUGACUAGCUUUAGCUAAUUAGCAGAGGAAAAUGAGCUAAAUGGCAGAAAUAGUAAGUACAGAGCUCCAUACAUGAGGGUGGGGUGGUGGGGAGGUCCGGACAAAUUAAUUACAAAUCAAUAAAUCAUAGGAUUUCUUCAUCUGUGAUCAGUUUUUCCCCUCCACAUAUAAUGUGCAGGACGCCAUAACAAAAGUAGUAAGCUAGUAUAGUAUUCCAAAAAAAGCUAAACUUAGCAGGUCACAACGUUCUUGCACUUGCAAUGUGUUGACCAAACAUUAGCGUCCACAUACUUGCAAAGCAUAUGGUUCUGGCCUUGUUUCACUGCAAUUGUCACCGUGUGUUUUGUAUGUGUGUAAAAGAAUGUUAUCGCUAAGAAAUACACUGCAUACAUGCAAAUAAUAACAAGAUAUUCAUACCAAAAUAUGUUGGUGGUUUUAUUUUGCAGAUGUGAUUUGAGACUGACGUUGGGACUUGAACAAUCUGUUACUGUUUUCAAUCUGCCUAGAAAGCUUCAACAUUUGUCUCUCAAAAGCAUUUCGUUUUGUGUCACUCCGGUGCAUCAAGACUGUGAGAAAAAAGAAACACGACAUUGUUUUCCUGUCACAUUGAUGUUUUCUUCUUACACGCCAAUUUGGAUUUUGUUACUUCAAUAUCAAGUUGCCUAAAAUGUGGAGGUGUUACGUUUGUUCGGCGCUAUUGUAUUCGUGGGCUGUUUCAUAUAUAUAUAAGCGUUCGAUUUCUGUUCAAAUUCUGUUGCAUUUACUAAAUCAAUCAGUGUAAGCCAUGUCUCUGACCCUGUGCACAUGGACUUGGAUACGUUUGUGUGUAUGUGUGUGCGUGCAGGUGUGCGUAUGUCCGAAACACACGUGGACAUCGUUCAAAGAUGGACGGACUGAUGCAGAGGGUGUGCUGUUGCGUUCGGAUCACAGAGGACACACGAGGAGACACAAACUCUCUCUGCUCAUCAUCCUUGCUUUUUUAGGUCUCGUUUAUCGAUCAUCUGACCUCAGAAAUGUCCAUAUUCUAUCUUUCACAUCGAGCAGUUCUUUGUGCACUUGCUUUCACCACAAACGCUGGGACCAGUAUUCUGUACGCAGACACAAGCGGGGACGAAACAACAAAGUGUUUUUUUUUUUUUUUUUAGAGAACGCUUCGGUUGUGUGUACGUGUUUCUCUGUGCCAAUAGCCAGCGGGUGGCGGCCACUUUAAAGACCUCCAUUCCUCUCCAGUGAUGUGUUCAGACGUUUGUAAACCACCAUGUUUGUGUGUGCUGUUUUCUUUUCCGUGUCCAUCCCUCCAUCUCCCAUCCUCACGACCCCUCUCGUUUUCCCUCCUGCCAACAUGCCUUUAAAAGGGUUAAACAACUAAUACAUUCCUUUGAAGAAAUGUUGAUUAAAACACACACACACACAAAAAAAA
Carassius auratus (goldfish) is the source of this 4809-nucleotide messenger RNA. RefSeq names its product ephrin-B3-like. Gene Ontology annotation, cellular component: plasma membrane. Gene Ontology annotation, molecular function: ephrin receptor binding. The transcript is spliced from 5 exons. Lineage: Eukaryota; Metazoa; Chordata; Actinopteri; Cypriniformes; Cyprinidae. Gene Ontology annotation, biological process: ephrin receptor signaling pathway; axon guidance. The record is from RefSeq and is a predicted model, not a curated record. Bases 1 to 1029 code for a protein of 342 amino acids.